Molecule: messenger RNA, 1599 nt
Organism: Arabis nemorensis
Lineage: Eukaryota; Viridiplantae; Streptophyta; Magnoliopsida; Brassicales; Brassicaceae
Source: the annotation of a GenBank genome assembly
AUGGCUUCCUCUUGUCUCUUCAAUGCCUCUGUAUCUUCCCUAAACCCUAAACAAGACCCAAUCCGCCGCCACCGCUCCUCCGCUUCUCUCCUCCGUCACCGCCCCGUCGUCGUCUCCUGUACCUCCUCCGCGAAAACCGCCGAUGGAAACAACAACUCUAACGUUCCGAUCGAGACUGCCGUCAAGCCUCGCCGUACUGAGGAUAACAUUCGUGAUGAGGCUCGUCGCCACCGUUCAACCGCCGUGAAUCCGUUUUCAGCUAGGUAUGUUCCUUUCAAUGCGGCACCUGGAUCCAACGAGUAUUACUCUCUAGACGAGAUCGUGUACCGUAGCCGCUCCGGUGGUUUGCUUGAUGUUGAGCACGAUAUGGAGGCUUUGAAGCGAUUCGAUGGUGCGUAUUGGCGAGAUCUCUUCGAUUCUCGAGUCGGUAAAAGCACAUGGCCGUAUGGAUCCGGUGUAUGGUCGAAGAAAGAGUGGGUUCUUCCCGAGAUCGAUGACGAUGAUAUCGUUUCGGCUUUUGAAGGUAACUCGAAUCUGUUCUGGGCAGAGAGGUUUGGUAAAAAGUUUCUAGAUAUGAACGAUCUGUGGGUGAAACAUUGUGGGAUUAGUCAUACCGGAAGUUUCAAGGAUCUUGGAAUGACUGUUUUGGUUAGUCAAGUUAAUCGUUUGAGAAAGAUGAAACGACCUGUGGUUGGUGUUGGAUGUGCUUCCACCGGAGAUACUUCCGCUGCUCUAUCUGCUUAUUGCGCCUCUGCCGGAAUCCCAUCGAUCGUGUUCUUACCUGCAAACAAGAUCUCAAUGGCUCAGCUUGUUCAACCGAUAGCGAACGGUGCGUUUGUUCUUAGCAUUGACACUGAUUUUGAUGGUUGUAUGAAGCUGAUUAGGGAGAUUACAGCGGAGUUGCCGAUUUACUUGGCCAAUUCGUUGAAUAGUCUGAGGUUAGAAGGGCAGAAAACUGCAGCUAUAGAGAUUCUGCAGCAGUUUGAUUGGGAAGUUCCGGAUUGGGUGAUUGUUCCUGGAGGCAACCUCGGAAACAUCUACGCUUUUUACAAAGGAUUCAAGAUGUGUCAAGAACUGGGACUUGUCGAUAGGAUUCCGAGGCUGGUCUGUGCACAAGCAGCUAAUGCUAAUCCUCUUUACUUGCACUACAAGUCUGGUUGGAAGGACUUCAAGCCCAUGACUGCAAGUACUACUUUCGCCUCUGCGAUUCAGAUCGGUGAUCCGGUAUCCAUCGAUAGAGCUGUGUACGCUCUCAAGAAGUGCAACGGCAUUGUAGAAGAAGCAACAGAGGAAGAGCUGAUGGACGCAAUGGCACAAGCGGAUUCGACAGGAAUGUUUAUCUGUCCACAUACAGGUGUGGCUCUAACCGCUCUGUUCAAGCUGAGGAAACAAGGAGUGAUUGCACCGACUGAUCGAACUGUGGUUGUGAGUACUGCUCAUGGGUUGAAGUUUACUCAGUCUAAGAUAGAUUAUCACUCGAAAGCCAUCCCUGACAUGGCUUGCAGAUUCUCCAAUCCUCCUGUUGAAGUGAAAGCAGAUUUCGGAGCUGUUAUGGAUGUUCUCAGGAAUUACUUAGGAAGUAAUACACUUAGGUCAUAA